Messenger RNA from Amborella trichopoda, 2422 nucleotides. RefSeq names its product Pectin lyase-like superfamily protein. The record is from RefSeq and is a predicted model, not a curated record. Gene Ontology annotation, molecular function: polygalacturonase activity. Lineage: Eukaryota; Viridiplantae; Streptophyta; Magnoliopsida; Amborellales; Amborellaceae. Gene Ontology annotation, biological process: carbohydrate metabolic process.
CUUCCUCCUCUUCCUCUCUCCACAACAAACAGAAACUCUUCUCACUCUUCACUCUUCUUCUUCUUCCUCCUCCUCUUUCUCUCUCUUCUUCGUAAUGAACCCAUUUCGGCUUGGAGCCGAGGCGCAAUUACUGUUGGGGCUCCUGCGAUAAAUGCGAAUUCAGAGCCGAUCUCUUGGUGAGAGUGACCGUCUCGUUUUUUUCCCUUCGGCUCGGCUUGAGGGGUCGGCUCUAAAGCUUUCAUCUUUGGCUUUGUGGUUUUGCUCAUGAAGAGGCUAGAACUGUUGAUAAUUUUGGUUCUUCUGAGCAUUGCUGCAAAUGCCAUUGGAGAUGGGGAUGGUGGGGCCAGGAGAGAGAGAGACGAAAAAACAAACUUAAUACAAGAAGAGAGAGGGGGUUGUCAAGAUAACAGGGUGUUACGGCCAAGGCCUCACAGUGUCUCGAUUUUAGAGUUUGGAGCUGUUGGUGAUGGCCUCACAUUGAACACUCUUGCCUUCCAAAAUGCCAUAUUCUACCUAAGGUCUUUUGCCGACAAGGGGGGAGCCCAGCUCUAUGUACCUGCAGGGAAAUGGCUAACUGGAAGCUUCAACCUGACCAGUCAUCUCACUCUCUUCUUGGAUAGAGAUGCUGUUAUACUUGGUUCACAGGAUUCAUCUCAUUGGCCAGUUAUUGACCCAUUACCUUCAUAUGGUCGAGGUCUAGAGCUCCCCGGUGGGAGCCAUGGGAGCCUGAUUAACGGCCAGAAAUUGACGGAUGUCGUGAUAACAGGUGACAAUGGAACUAUUGAUGGUCAGGGUUCGGUUUGGUGGGAUUGGUUCAAUUCUGGUUCCUUAAAUUAUAGUCGUCCUCACCUUGUUGAAAUUACAAGCUCUGAAGAUGUUGUGAUUUCGAAUUUAACAUUCUUGAACGCUCCUGCCUGGAGCAUUCAUCCGGUUUAUUGCAGCAAUGUACUAAUUCAGAACAUUGCAGUCCGAGCUGCUCCAAAUUCUCAUACAGAUGGUAUAGUCCCAGAUUCUUGCACAGGAGUUUGCAUUGAGGACUCUGUCGUGAGCGUGGGAAAUGACGCGAUUGCUCUCAAGAGCGGGUGGGAUGAAUAUGGAAUUUCUUAUGGUGCCUCCACUUCUGGGGUCCAUGCCCGCCGCCUAUUUCUCCAUGCCCCAAUGGGUUCUGCUCUAGCCCUCGGCACCGAGAUGUCCGGGGGCAUUUCGGACAUCUUAUUUGAACACCUCUCCAUCUUCAACUCUCGCAAGGGCCUUAGUGUCGCAACAACAAAGGGAAGGGGUGGUUUCGUAAGAGAUGUCCUUGUUUCCAACAUAGAGAUGGAAAAUGUCGAAGUUGCCCUUCGGUUCGAUGGGAACUGUGGGGCCCACCCGGAUGACCGUUUCAAUCCUGAGGCUUUUCCUGCUAUUAGUCGAAUUACGGUGAAAAAUUUGGUGGGCCAGAAAAUUGGGUUGGCAGGAAAUUUGAGUGGAAUCGAGGAGGCUCCUUUCACUGCGAUAUGUUUGUCAAAUGUGUCUCUGUCUACCAAUUCAGAUAGGCCCUGGGCUUGUUCAAAUGUGGUGGGCUAUACUUUGGUUGUAGUCCCAGAGGCUUGCCAAGAGCUAGAGACCCAAUACUCCAAUUCUUCAUCAGUUUGCUAUUCCCUGUCUUCUUUUAAUGGUGGUCAUGCUGAGGCCCUGUGAGUGUGAUGAUGUGUCUUGUUUUCUCUCUCUGGGGAUGGCAUUACACUUGUUCAUUUGUUUCAAACCUAGAGGCCCCAAUCAUCUCCUGUUGUUUCCUCUCUCCUCUCUGUAGAAAAGGCCUCUUGUACAAAAUGCCAUCACCAUUGUUGCAUUUAAUCAUCCAAGAGGUCCUGAUCGUCUCUCUCUCUCUCUCUCACUCUUGUUUUAUCUCUCUAGAAACCCCUUGUACCAUGCUAUCACAGUUCUACAAUGGAUCAAGAAGACCAGGUUGUUGGGUGGAAUAAUUCUUCUCCCUUCCUCUAAUUCUUGAAUAAAUCCUCGGUUAUUUGAUUCCUUUCCCAAUUCAUACCUUCCUUCCUUGAAUGCCAGCCCAGCAGGGGGGGGGGGGCGUUGUUCUUAUUGGUUGUUGGCUAGAGAGCUCUCACCAAUGGGAUGUCAUGUGGUGGGACCUACUGGCCAUUGUGGCACCAUCUGGCAGGCACUUUGUACAGCCUCAUUCUUGAUUCUUGUGUAAGGAAAAAUUUUGGUAGUGUUGGCCUUUCGAGGUAACAUCUCCUUUCUUUAUUGCUUUCUAUUUCUUCAUUUUCUUAUAUUUUUCGAAUAAUUUAGUCCACGUCACAUGGGAUUGAUAGAGAGAGAGAGAGAAAAAAAAGGUUUUGUAUCACUUUCUAUGUUUUUUAUUUUAUUUUUAUGUAUCCCAGCUGGUUGCAUAUGAUUGGAAUAAAGGGGGUCUUUUCUUACA